Racocetra persica is the source of this 2146-nucleotide messenger RNA. The record is from the annotation of a GenBank genome assembly. Lineage: Eukaryota; Fungi; Glomeromycota; Glomeromycetes; Diversisporales; Gigasporaceae.
GUACACAGUUAACGGACGUAUUACCGGAAUAUCUCAUCUACAUGUUAGUGGAACGGGAGGUGAACCAAAAUAUGGUGUGAUAAGUCAAUUUCCGGUGGUGGAUCAGCCAGAUAAAAAAAUUAGAAUAUAUGACUACUCCUCAACAAGAUCAUUUGAACAUUUCGAAGUUGGUUACUCAAAAUUUGGAUUAAAACGUUAUAAUAUCAUGGUUGAAUUAACCGCAAGUCGUAGAGUUGGUCUUCAUCGUUAUACUUUCCCACCAUCUGAAAAUAAUGCAAAAGUUAUUCUUGAUUUGUCUCAUAUUCUUUCUUUCGGUUGGGGAUACGUUUCCAGUUUUGAUGACGGUGCGAUAACAUCUCUCUCCCUCAAUCAAAUAAAAGGAGUAGGUCGAUACAGAGGUGGUUGGAAUAGUAAUGGUCCUUAUAAAGUUUACUUCUGUUCUCAAUUUAAUGUCAAUGCUACCGAGCAAGCAACUUGGUGGAACAACAGAAUAGAUAUAAAUACGACAUCUUGUGUUGGAACUUCUGGUGAUAAAAUUGGUGCAAUUCUAACUUUUGAUACUAUCAAAAAUCCUGUAAUUAUUUCAAGAGUUGGAAUUUCAUUUAUUUCUGCAGACCAGGCUUGUAAUAAUGCUGAAAGUGAGGUACCUGAUUGGGAUUUUGAUAUUGUAAAACAAAAAGCUGCUGAUGCUUGGGAUAAUGAAUUGGGUAAAAUUAGGGUUGAGAGUAAUGAUGAAAAUCUUAAAAAAAUUUUUUAUAGUGGUUUAUAUCGGACUAUGUUAAUUCCAAGUGAUAGAACCGGAGAAAAUCCAGCGUGGAAAUCAUUUGAUAAGAAUGGUCAACUUGUACCAUAUUAUGAAGAUUUUUAUACUUUGUGGGAUACGUUCAGGACAACAAACCCACUAUUUACACUUUUCCAAUCACAACGUGCUGUAGAUAUUGCUAGAUCAUUAAUUGACAUUUAUGAGAAUGUAGGUUAUAUGCCUGAUGGAAGAAGUGGUUCAUCAAAUGGAAUUACACAAGGUGGAUCUAAUGCUGAUAUGGUUAUUGCCGAAACAUACUUAAAACAAAUUGAUGUAAAUGAUAAAAUAGACUGGAACAUAGCAUACGAAGCCCUGCUUAAAGAUGCAGAAGUAGAUCCAUGGGAAGAAGGUUUGUUCCAAGGUCGAUUACACUUAACCGAUUAUAAAAAAUAUGGAUAUAUUCCUUCACCUUAUGAUCGCAUUCUCGGAUACAUUAACACUCCAUGUAGUAGAACUUUAGAGUAUAGUGCUAAUGAUUAUAGUAUUAGUCUUGUUGCUAAAGGAUUAGGUAAAAUCGAUGAUUAUAUAAAAUAUAAAAAUCGAGCGACUAGUUGGGAAAAUCUUUGGCAUCCAAAUGUAACUUAUGAUGGAGUGGAAGGAUUCAUAAUACCAAGAUUUAUAAAUGGCACAUUCGAUACAAAAUGGGCAUCUGGUGAUAAUUUGGUUGAAGAUUUUUAUUCAUUUUACGAAAGCACCUCAUGGGAUUAUAGUUUGGAUGUACCUUUCGAUGUGAAAAGGCUAAUACAAUUGUCAGGAGGUCCAGAACGGUUUGAAGAUCGACUUGAUAAAACAUUUGCAGAUAAAUCAUUUUUAGGAGGUUAUUAUAAUAUAGGAAAUGAACCUAGUUUUUUUCAUACGUGUUUAUAUCAUUUUAUUGGAAAACAAUAUAAAAGUGUGGACGUGAUUAGAACUAUUAUGAAAACUAAAUUUGGAGUUGAGCAGGAUGGAAUUCCAGGAAAUGAUGAUUCUGGUGCGAUGGGAAGUUGGUAUGCUUUUAACGCUAUUGGAAUAUUUCCAUUAGGCGGAACCGAUAUCUACCUAAUAAACUCACCAUGUUUUGAUAAAGUUACCAUAUACCUUUCAAUAUCACCAUUAAAAACAUUCACAAUUAUAGCUCAGAAUCUGACGGACAACAAUAUAUAUAUUCAAAAUGUUAAAAUCAAUAAUAAAGAAUGGAAAAAAACCUGGUUUAGGCAUAAAGAUAUUUCUGGAGGCGCAAUAAUGGAAAUGCAAAUGGGAUCUGAACCAAGUAAAAUUUGGGGUGUUAUCAGUGAGGAUGAAGAUAAUAAAGAGAUAGAAGAUAGGGUGGUUCCUCCUAGCAUAAGCGAUUAUAAGGAUAAAUAA